Messenger RNA from Callorhinchus milii (elephant shark), 2312 nucleotides. RefSeq names its product plectin-like. Bases 138 to 1391 code for a protein of 417 amino acids. Gene Ontology annotation, biological process: intermediate filament bundle assembly; wound healing. Gene Ontology annotation, molecular function: keratin filament binding; structural molecule activity. Lineage: Eukaryota; Metazoa; Chordata; Chondrichthyes; Chimaeriformes; Callorhinchidae. The record is from RefSeq and is a predicted model, not a curated record. Gene Ontology annotation, cellular component: keratin filament; cell junction; membrane. The transcript has a single exon.
UGAAGUUGUCUGUUGACGAAGCGGUCAAGGCAAAGGUCAUCGGCUCAGAGCUUCACCAAGUACUACUGUCCGCAGAGCGAGCGGUGACGGGGUACAAGGACCCCUACACGGGGAACACCAUCUCCUUGUUCCAGGCCAUGAAGAAGGACCUGAUUGUCUAUCACCAUGGGAUCCGUCUGCUGGAGGCACAGAUCGCCACUGGCGGCAUCAUUGACCCAGUCCACAGCCACCGACUGCCCGUGCAUGUGGCGUACGAUCGAGGCAUGUUUGACGCAGAGAUGAAUCAGGUCCUGGAAGACCCUGGGGAUGACACCAAAGGUUUCUUCGAUCCCAACACCAAGGAGAACCUGACCUACUUGGAGCUGAAGAAGAGAUGUGUGACCGACUCCGACACCGGACUCUGUCUGUUAUCUCUGGGAAGCCAGAAACACCUGAACGAUCAGAGCAGUGCUGCCUUCAAAAAAGCCACCGUCAGUCUCUCUUGUGGCAAGUACAAAGGGAAAACGGUCAGUGUCUGGGAGGCAUAUCACUCAGAGUACCUGACUGAAGAAGACAGAAUGGAUCUGGUGGAACAGUUUAACACAGGAAAAUUGAGCAUUGAAUCAGUCAUUACAAGGCUCAUCUGUAUUAUUGAGCAAACGGAAACGACCGAGGUAAAAGAAACCUUCACAGGUCUCAGAUCGGACGUCACUGCCAAACGACUCUUAGAAUCCGACAUCAUCGACAAGCAAAUGUACGAAGACCUGAAAUGUGGCACAAAGACGGUGAUCGAGAUCAGCCAGAUGGACCUCGUGAAGAAAUACCUGGAAGGAACGGGCAGCAUAGCUGGAGUAUUGCUUGAAUCCUCCAACCAAACCAUGAGCAUUUAUGAAGCCAAGAGGCAACACUGGCUCAUGCCAGGAACAGCUUUGGUCCUGUUGGAAGCUCAAGCAGCGACCGGCUUUGUCAUUGACCCGGUCAAGAACCUGAACCACUCCGUGGAUGAAGCGGUCAAAGCCAGGAUCAUUGGCCCAGAGUUGCACGCGAAACUACUGUCCGCGGAGCGAGCGGUGACCGGGUACAAAGACCCCUACACGGGGAACACCAUCUCCUUGUUCCAGGCCCUGAAGAAGGACCUGAUUGUGAAGCAACAUGGGAUUCGCCUGCUGGAGGCACAGAUCGCCACUGGGGGCAUCAUUGACCCGGUGAACAGCCACCGUCUCCCUGUGCACGUGGCCUACAAACAAGGCUUGUUUGACGAGGAGAUGAACCGGAUCCUGGAAGAUCCUGGGGAUGACACCAAAGGCUUCUUCGAUCCCAACACCAAGGAGAAUCUGACCUACUUGGAGCUGAAGAAGAGAUGUUUGAAACAACCGUCAACAGAUCUCUGGUUGUUGGUACUGAAAAAGUGAAUGGAAAAGUGCUGUGUUUGAAGAAGUGCUUUGUUUCAAUUUUCAAUAUUUUUGAUCGCUAUUUUCCGUAAGAAGUUUUUGGAACAGAUAUGGGACACUUACAUUGUCUUAGGAAAUGAAUUGUACUCUGUAGCAUUAAGAAGUUAAUUGAAAACAUUUGCUUCGUGCUGGUGUCUUUGCUUUGUAAGCAGUAAGUUGUAUAAGAUUAUUCUCACUGUAAUUUUCCGGUCUUUGAAGUAUGGAAUUAUUUUUAUGUCUCGGUGAAAAUGACUGAAAUUUGGUCAUCAUCUGUUGGACAUGGUGGGUAACUGGGGGUUUGUUUCUGAUUACGAUUCGCAUACAGCAUUAUCAUGCCUUCUCUCGUGUGAAAUUACGAUAUUGUGCCUCAGUGAUUAUGAAAUAAAUGACUUUCAUUACGUCCCAACCUAAACUGGAGUUUAAAAGUUUGACAAUCCUUGCCCCUGAGUGGAUAGAACAGAUAAGUCACAAGUCAAGUACAAAUGUUGUAAAGCACACGGCAAAAAGUGAGUCAACGUUUGGGUACACGAACCUUCAUCAGAAUUCGUUGACUCACUUUCCUUUCUCCAUAGAUGCUGCCUGACCUGCUGAGUGUUCCCAGCGACUUCUGUUUGUGUUUUCAGAUUUCCAGCAUCUGAAGUAUUUUGCGUUUUGUCUAUAGAUUUGAAACGAAGGUCUGCCACUGUUAAGCACUCCGAGAUGCUAUCCUGCUUACUCCCCCAAUCCACUACCCGCUGCCUGCACUCGACUAGCUCCAGCCUCCUGCUUGUAACCUCGUUCACUUUGCUUUCAGCCCCUACACCCCGAAACUCUCAAAGUUGUAUUAUUCUAUUGUGUUUUCUUAUCAUGUUUAUAUUCUGUCAAUUCAAUGCAAUCAUUGCAAUAAAUAAACGUUCGUUGGUU